AUGACCACUACUGACCAAAGUGAGUUGGGGAGCAUGCGAGGGAAAAAGGGUGUUGCAACCACCGUUGAUGUCACUGCCUGCCAGACGCUCAAAAACGAAAAACACGCUCAGGGUGGGGCAGAGUUGUAUACGACGCAGAACCCAGCGGCUUGCACGGAUAAAACAUCUGGAGUACCAAUUUGCAAAUGCGUGACGACUGAAGAGAAGGUGCCUACUGGGCCAGGUUCUCGUGAUGGCGCACUUUUACGUACGCCCAGUAACAAGAAGGAAUAUAAUUUGAAAACGCGGGCAUCGUUGUCCAAACAGGCGGGAUUACCAGAGCCCUUUGAAAAUAAUGAUCGUUCACAUUUGUUGCCCAAAAAUGUGCGAAGGGGAGAGGCGGCAUCUGUGCAGCAACUGCCGCCGCCACGGCAACCUGCAAAAAAGGCGACAACCUGCAAGAAAUUUAUCGAUGCUGAUAGUAAACAAACUGGUUUUUAUCAAAGGAAAGAUAUUCAGCGAGAGUCUUUUGGUAGACAGAAGAAAACCACUGAAGAAACUACGCCGCCUUAUGAAGGAAGUUACCGUAUUCCCCAUAAGGUGGCGGCUCAGCGUGUUUUAUUCCCUUUGGAUGCUCCACAUACUGCGAUGAACAAUAACCUGGAGCAAAGACCUAUUGGCAACGGCCGCAGUCAUUCAAAUAAUUCUCUGCGGCAUGACUCCGGACACACCACACGGUGUGUUGCGGCGGCCGACAACAAUACGCUUGUAAAUAAAUUGUUGAACUCAAAGAAACACUUGCAAAGUGAGUUUCCAAUUUCUAUGGGCAACGAACAACAGGGCAUAAACAGUUAUGGGGCUUUAAGCGAACCUUGUGAAUCAGGUGACUUGCAGCUCAACGUCAAGUUACCCAGUCCCAUGUUGGUGUCACUCCUUGGGGCAGGAGGAUGUCGCCGGCGGAAACGUAUAAAAGUGGUGAGUUGUUAUAUUCUUGGCCCUCUCCUUGGGGAAGGCGUGUUUGGGGUCGUCCGUGAUGCCAUUGAUACCUCCGCUAAUGGUGUCUUUCCACCAUGUUUUCAGCGCGUGGCAAUCAAAAGCUACAAGUAUCGCAGAUCAUCUGCGCCAAUGUUGGUUCCCACGUUUGACCCUGUGGUGGGCUCCUGCUCCGCCGCAGCUUCUCCACUAAGGGUUGGGAAUUUUACCAUUUCCGAAGCUCAAAAACGUGAAGAUUUAAAGAUGCGUCGACUGCUAGAAAGUGAGGCUUGUAAUCUACAACGAUUCCAUUGCCCCAAUAUUAUUCGCAGCAAAGACAUUUUUACACGGGAUGGAAAAGACUUUGUCGUUCUCCCCAUUGCCGUUUGCAACUUGGAUCAACUGGUGAAGGAAACCGUUCGAUAUGGGUUUCGCCACGGACAAGGUGUGUACAGUCCGAAUAACUCCGCCCCUGUUUCCCAACAAGAACGGAGAAAUAGUCCUUUGGGUAAAAGCUUCGAGUCCGACAUGACAUUUGACGUUGCGUGCGCAAGUCACAUGAGCCUAGAUGAAAAUGAGGUGAACCUACUGAGUUCUACGAUGAAUGAAACCGCUGCUCCUUUAUUCUCCGCUGAGUUCAUACGGAGCAUCAUGUACCAGCUGCUAAACGGAGUUGCGUACCUGCAUAACCAAGGCCUCGCCCAUAAUGACUUAAAACCGAAGAAUAUUCUUAUUUUUGCCAACGGAGAGUUAAAAAUUUCCGAUCUUGCCGGCGUUUUCGAGGAGUACAAUGAUCAUGGCACCCCAAUGUAUGUUUCUCCGGAGAUCUGCAAGUAUUUUUACUGCGCUGGGGAUGCGGAGGAUGAUAAAAAGGUGGUUAAAGUCGAUGCACUCAAAAACGACAUGUGGAGCUGUGGGGUGAUUCUAUACUAUCUCCUUACGGGGAGGCCACUCUGGCGUCCUCACUCCGAUACCCGUAACAAGUAUCAACUGUACCGCGAGAUUGCCUCACAAGAAUCUCAAAUCAAUCUGGACCAUGUUCCUGAGCCAAGAGAAUCAACAGCAAUGACAACACCACCGACGACGGUGGAGGAUCCGUUAGUGAAGACUAACAUGAAACCAGAACACAGUACGGUGGAGGGGGUUUCACCCUCGAGUCUGCGUCACUUGUUAAGCAGCUUGCUGAAUAUUGACCCUGCCGUGCGUCUUUCGGCGAAAGAGGCUAUUGAGCAUCCAUCUAUACGAGCACUGUCGUUGGGAGGAGAUUCUGCCACGCAUAUAAAUAACGUGGCGCAACGUGAAGUGGUUUCUUGUCUAUUAGAAACACCUCAUCUUCAGGUGCUUAUUAAGCGGGAUUGGGAGGAGCACCUGCAGUUUGUGGCUGAGUGCUGUAGUAUGCUGAACAUUAGUCUACCCAGAGAGAUAUUUCUUCCAGAUAGUGAAGAGGGUGAUUGUGAGAAUAAAUCGUUUGAGAAUACGGAUGGUGGUGCGGCGCAGCCUACCACUUUUCCUUCACCGAGGGGAACUGUUGACAGGCGUCUUUUUCCCAUAGCGGCGGAUUAUCACUACUAUCAGCUUAAUUUGGGUAAACCUGAACAUGACCUACAGUUUAUUUUUUAUUCUUCUGUAAAGGUGAAUAUGCUGCGGGAUUAUCUAUUUGACAAAGUACUCGUGGAGUGUGGAUACCGCAGCGCCGAGGAAGCUGAAGCGAAACUUGCACAAAAUCUACAGCACAAACAACGGAAGCUAGUUGCUGCAGAGAAAAUGGCAUUGUUACAAGUGACCGAGGCACACAGUUCACAACAUCCAGGCAACCACAGAAACAUUGAAAGUGACCACUGCUCUAAGUGUCUCUGCGGUCUCAUGUAG
Molecule: messenger RNA, 2820 nt
Organism: Trypanosoma rangeli
Lineage: Eukaryota; Euglenozoa; Kinetoplastea; Trypanosomatida; Trypanosomatidae
Product: putative protein kinase
Exons: 1
Coding region: 1-2820 (939 amino acids)
Biological process (GO): protein phosphorylation; mitotic DNA damage checkpoint signaling
Cellular component (GO): nucleus; cytoplasm
Molecular function (GO): ATP binding; protein serine/threonine kinase activity
Source: RefSeq, a predicted model, not a curated record